Coregonus clupeaformis (lake whitefish) is the source of this 2285-nucleotide messenger RNA. RefSeq names its product palmitoyl-protein thioesterase ABHD10, mitochondrial. The record is from RefSeq and is a predicted model, not a curated record. NCBI's taxonomy places the organism in Eukaryota, Metazoa, Chordata, Actinopteri, Salmoniformes, Salmonidae. Gene Ontology annotation, molecular function: palmitoyl-(protein) hydrolase activity; hydrolase activity, hydrolyzing O-glycosyl compounds. Gene Ontology annotation, biological process: protein depalmitoylation. The transcript has 5 exons. Gene Ontology annotation, cellular component: mitochondrion. The coding region runs from base 144 to 1004 and encodes 286 amino acids.
CACACAAACCCACGUUUUCCUCCAGCGUAGGGUGUGGCAGGAGUCAAACUGGAAGUCUAGCUAACUAAUCAGUCGGUGUCAUUCAAAUACACUAGAUAAGGUCGGAGUCUUGUCCUCCUCUGCCUCGCAGUACGCGGGACAGAAUGGCGUCUACACUAGCAAGGCAUUUUAGCAGGAUUUUCCAAUUAACGUUAAAUGUCCAAAGAAAAUCUGUUACGUUUUCGGGAGUGCGACACAAGUCGUCUACAGUGCAGUAUGCAACACGCCCUGACCUGCCGAAGCUGGCUUAUAGAAAAGUGAAGGGGAAGAGCCCAGGUGUAGUCUUCUUGCCAGGGUUUGCUUCUAACAUGGGUGGGAAGAAAGCAGAUGCCCUUGAGGAGUUCUGCCAAUCACUAGGCCACUCUUACCUAAGGUUUGACUAUACAGGCUGUGGGUCAUCUGAAGGUGAAAUGGUAGACGGCACUGUCGGCACUUGGAAGAAGGAUGUUCUAUAUGUAUUGGAUGAGCUUGUGGAGGGGCCACAAAUUCUGGUUGGCUCCAGUAUGGGUGGCUGGCUGAUGUGCCUGGCAGCCAUAGCUCGUCCAGAAAGAACUGCAGCCAUGGUUGGCAUCUCUACAGCAGCUGACCACUUUGUAACUGUCUUCAAUACACUUCCUAUUGAGGCAAGAAAGGAGAUUGAAGAGAAGGGGCAGUGGGUGGUUCCUACCAAACACAACGAGGAGGGCUCCAUCACGUUCACCACAGAGUUCCUGAAGGAGGCAGAGCAGCACUGCAUUCUGCAGAGCCCCAUUCCAGUGACCUGCCCUGUGAGGCUCAUCCAUGGGAUGAAGGACCAGGAUGUGCCCUGGCACAUCUCCAUGCAGGUAGCUGAGCGUGUGCUUAGCAAUGACGUUGACGUAAUCUUGCGCAAGCAUGGCCAGCACCGCAUGGUAGAAAAGGAAGACAUCAAGCUCAUAGUUUACACCAUCGAUGACCUAAUAGACAAGCUGACCACUUUGGUUUGAGUGGGCAAAACUGGACCAUGCUAUGGGUGACACCUACCACCCCGAUCCCAACAUUUCCGCACUCCGACUGCUCUGUUCCUGAUGCGUUACAAAAUCAAGGUGCCACUGUACAAAAUACAUACAGUGAAGAUAAGGACCUCUUACAUUUUCUCCUGGCUCUCUCCAUACCUUUUGUUAGGAUUUUUAUUUACCAGUGCCAUUCCACUUUGUCACUUUGUUCACAGUACCACCGAACUUCUUGGGCAUUCUGUGAACAGUUUUUUAUGUAUUCUCACAAUGUGGUCAGAUAGUAAUUCCGUUAAACCGUCAAUGAGGAACGUUACGUCCACUUGCGAGAAAACAUUUAUUUUAUCCACUGUCAAUUUUACUCCAACAAACACAAGUGUAAUGGGCAGUUUUGCCUUUAUGUAUGUGCACUUAAAGACCAGUAAGAGGCAGCAAAUGUCACUAGUAUUUUAGGCACUUCACUAUGUAACAGUCUCCAGCAGAAGAAAUCGCUGGGGGGGUUGUCUGUGGAGAGAUCAGUUGGAAAAAGGACUUUCUUCAUCUGUACUGUAUGAUUCUCGUGCUGAUAUCCAUGCACUGCCCAUUUCCCAUGCUGUCCAUAUUUGCGCUUUUGGUUCCAUUGCUGACAGAACAAAUCUAUUUUCGCAUUGAUUUGUCCAUGCCAUUUGACUUUGCACACAAGGUCAGAACAGAAUAUUGACUGCAUGGCAACUCAUGUAUGAAGAACUCGAGCAUUGUGUGUUAUUUUUUAAAUGUAUUGUAAUGAGGGAACUUUAUUGAGAUUCAACUGACGUCACUGGGUUACUUUCAAUGUUGGCUCAGUUCAUGUGGGUUUUGUUGCUAGUGGGUCCUAUUCCAAAAUUACACAGAUCUCAAAGAAACGAUUGAACAGUAGCAUCCUGAGAUGUUAGCCUGGUUUGAGUGACUAGCACAAAAGCACGUUUCUUGGGAGUUGUUAGGUGAAAAACAUUGCCGUGUAGGCAGCAGCCCAUGUUUAGAUUUUCCUGUUUAGUAUAGUAAACAUUCUGUUUUGCUGGUUAAAGCCAGGUUCCUCUUGUUGGUUUCCAACAUAUCACAACCUAGAUCCUGAAUGUUUAAUCUUGUGAACAAAGUUUAUUUAUGACAUGUUUCAUAUCACAGUUAAAUGUUUAUAGGUGAUAUUACUGUGGCAUAAUUGAUGGGCUAGUUCACUGAAACACAAUGGCCAUACCUGUAUAUUGAUGAUAACAAGCAAUACCAUCUGAAGCUUAUGCCAAUAAACAAAGUACCAAAAUG